ACUAGCCAUGCAGAGCGCAUUCUGCCCCCCCUGCCCUCCUCGUGUCAAGCUGAGAUUAUUAUUCCUGUAAUUUUGGGUUCACGGCCAUGUUCGUCGUGCCAUUUUAGAUAAAGUUUAUCGUUUGACAGGACAGCACGGUACUCAGGGGUGAUUCGAAUCUUGGGCAGGACAUUUAGGUUCAUCUUUCCGGAGCAGCCAACUGCAGCGGUCGACACUCAUUCAUUCAUUCAUUUUAUUUUUCGCGAUGGAUUUUAAUCACAAGCUGUUGGUUGAGUCUUGGGUUCUGUGGGUGUUGGGUCUCUUUGUCGUUGUGUGUCGACUGAUAUCACGACGCAUGAAACUUAGAAAAUGGAGCCGUCUCGCCAUUGAGGAUUAUCUCAUGGUCUUUGCCCUCAUCAACUUUACAGGAGUCGUCGUCUCGAUCAACGAAGUCUCCAAGAAUGGCAGUAACUACAUGCCCGCCGAUGUCGCCGCAAAGCUCACCCCCGAGGGAAGACAACAAGCCAUUGUCGGCAGUAAAAUGACCUUUGUCCUCGAGAUAUUCGCCCUCACUUGUACAUGGACCAUCAAAGCAUGCCUAUUAUUUCUCUACGCGAGAUUGACGCAGGGCACAUCGAUAAGACAGAAAUGGGCGGUGCGAUUCGUCUCUGCGUUUUGCGCGGUGACGUACGUCGUUGUUACUUUUAUGUUUGUGUUCUUUUGGUGCUCGCCUACGCCGGAGUACUGGGCUGUUCCUGUUAAUCCCAAGAAAAUGCAAUGUGCGACGUACUACAACCAUAUGAUCUUUGCGACGGCUUGUAAUAUCGCCAGCGACAUCAUGUUGAUCUUAUUACCGAUUCCGAUUGUUAUCAACAUCAGUCUUCCCAAGAAGCGCAAGAUUGGUUUGUGCUGUGUUUUUGGCUUGGGUUUGUUCAAUAUCCUCGCCGCCAUCCUCAAUCGUUACUACAACUUCAGCAACCCCAAUUCCUACGUCUUUCUCUACUGGUACGUCGCAGAAGGCGGCGUCGCCCUCUGGGUCGGAAAUCUCCCUCUCUGCUGGCCCGUUCUGCGUCUCGCCCUCGGCUCCAAAGGCGAUUCCACGGACCCCUCCUCAUACCCCAACACUCCCUACCGCAAUGGUUCAUACCCCGAAGGUUCAGCACGACGGAGGACUCAAGGUCUUCACCCGCUGUCAGGCAAACCUUCAAUCUGGUCUAAGCUGGAGGAUGAGGAUGGCGUCCGCACAGACGUCUCGCCCGAGCAGGGGAGCCAGAUUGAGCUGGUGGACCAGCAUGGACCGGAUCUGCUGGAGCAGCCGUACCGCGCUGAAGCGAAGAUUAGUAGUGGGAAGCAGCAGCAUGAGAGGGCUCGCAGUGGGCAGAUUACAGUGGUUACAAGCGUGGAGGUUAGCACCAAGCAGACAUAGUUAGACCAUUUCACCGAUAGUGUAUUACUUAGACUAGCAUGAAAUAUUUACAAUGACUUUGCUUUUGUUAUGAACAUGUU
This is a messenger RNA of Fusarium verticillioides 7600, 1485 nucleotides long. RefSeq lists its product as hypothetical. The coding region runs from base 245 to 1405 and encodes 386 amino acids. The transcript has 5 exons. The record is from RefSeq and is a predicted model, not a curated record. Lineage: Eukaryota; Fungi; Ascomycota; Sordariomycetes; Hypocreales; Nectriaceae.